Messenger RNA from Macrosiphum euphorbiae (potato aphid), 264 nucleotides. NCBI's taxonomy places the organism in Eukaryota, Metazoa, Arthropoda, Insecta, Hemiptera, Aphididae. The record is from the annotation of a GenBank genome assembly.
AUGUUCGACCAAGCCUCUGCAUCGCCUGGGGUUUGGGUAUCGAGAUCCCAGAAAACGCCACUGCUCGCCCAUUACCUCAGACAAUGGCAACCCGCUAUAUACCAAUUACCAACCCAGGUUUCAGUCGUGGUUACACCGUGGACUGCCAAACAUCACCGGUUCUUUCGGCCAUGGCGGAUGGCAGAGGACUUCCCACAAGUCGUGAUGACAAUUACAGUUAACUGUAAAUCAUGUAGGGCAGUUAGACUCAAGUUAGAGUGUUAG